ACAAGGGAGGAAGGAGGAGCGAGUGCGGGCCCCAGCACGGCCAUGGCGGAGCCGCUCUGGAGGACCCCUCCGGGCCGCCUGGCCCCGCCGCACGUUUACCGCAUGGCCGGGGCGCUGGGGGCCGAGCUCCGCCGCCUCUCGGCCCGCUUCGGGCCCGACGCCGUGGCCGGGCUGGUGCCGCCCGUGGUGCGGCUGCUGGAGCUGCUGGAGGCGCUGGUGGCCCCCGACGGGGACGCGGCGGGAGGGCGGCAGGAAGCGGAGGACCCCGAGCAGCGGCUGUGGGAGGCCGAGCGCCGGGAGCGGGCCCUGCGUGCGCGCCUGUCCCGCCUGGAGGAGCAGAACCAGCAGCUCCUGGGGCAGCUUGAGGAGAGCCAGUGCCAGGAAGAUAGCACAGCACGGAAGGAGCGGGAGGUGAUGCUGCGGCUCAAGGAGGUGGUGGACAAGCAGCGGGAUGAGCUCCGUGCCCAGGCCCAUGAGAUCGUCUGCAAGAGCCGAGACACGGAGGCGCUGCAGGAGCAGCUGCACCGCUUCAUGGCCAUGAACGAGGAGCUGCGGCACAAGGUGGCCGUGGUGCGGGCGCAGCUCAAGAGCGCGCUGGAGCAGAAGUCGGACCUGGAGGCUGCGGUGCUGCAGAGCCAGAGGGGAACGAGCAGGAGGAGCAGGAACACCUCCGAGAUCCAGCAGCCGGAGCCCAGCCUGGAGGAAGCUCCAUCACCCACAGAGGAGCCUCAGCACCAGGAUGCGGGCAGGAACCCUUCUCACUGCUGCUUCUCCAAGGAGGAGCUGCAGCAGAUCCUGCAGGAGCGGAACGAGCUCAAGACCAACCUGUUCUUGGUGCAGGAGGAGCUGGCUUAUUACCAGCGGGAGCUGCUGAACGAGGAGAGGGUUCCCAGCUUCUUCUUGGAUGCGAUGAAGUCAACCAUCAAAAGGCAGAGGAGGAAAAUCAGAGCCAAAAUGCUGGGAACGACGGAGGAGGCGGAGAGCAGUGAUGAAGAUGAGGGCUCCUGGCUCCCAGCCCGCGGUACGGACUCUGUGGAUGCUCAUCCUCAUCCUCCCGAAUCCAGAAUUAGGAGCUUCUUCAGGCUCUGGUAUCAGGACAGCAGCAAAGAUCCCCCCGCAUCCAGCAGCCCCGUAGCCUGGGAAGUCAUCGACUCCCUGGACACGCAGCUGGAACCGCAGCGUGAUCCCGCAGCCAGGCCCCCCGACAGAGCCUCGCCACCCCCCUGAUCCCAUG
Neopsephotus bourkii (Bourke's parrot) is the source of this 1234-nucleotide messenger RNA. It is a transcript of the gene RILP, whose product is annotated as Rab interacting lysosomal protein. The record is from RefSeq and is a predicted model, not a curated record. Gene Ontology annotation, biological process: cilium assembly. Lineage: Eukaryota; Metazoa; Chordata; Aves; Psittaciformes; Psittacidae. Gene Ontology annotation, molecular function: protein dimerization activity. The transcript has 8 exons. Bases 43 to 1227 code for a protein of 394 amino acids. Gene Ontology annotation, cellular component: ciliary basal body; cytoplasm.